AUGCCUGGACUGUUUCUUCUGUUGCAAGUGGUACUGUACAUUACCGACACAACUAUCAACGCGACCACCACCACCACCAUUUAUGACAAGCAUCAUCUGCACCCCAUCUUGGUACCAUCAGGGACGCCUUCCGGACGCCGUCCCCGUUGUGCUCGACGCCUUCAGGGGUUGCAAAAGAAACAGAGUCCAGCUGGUCGGUUUCCGCCACUGCCACAGCCGGGGUACUAG
Molecule: messenger RNA, 228 nt
Organism: Fusarium pseudograminearum CS3096
Lineage: Eukaryota; Fungi; Ascomycota; Sordariomycetes; Hypocreales; Nectriaceae
Exons: 2
Coding region: 1-228 (75 amino acids)
Source: RefSeq, a predicted model, not a curated record